Drosophila simulans is the source of this 573-nucleotide messenger RNA. RefSeq lists its product as uncharacterized. The transcript has 2 exons. The record is from RefSeq and is a predicted model, not a curated record. Bases 100 to 546 code for a protein of 148 amino acids. NCBI's taxonomy places the organism in Eukaryota, Metazoa, Arthropoda, Insecta, Diptera, Drosophilidae.
UUAUGCAUAUAUAGUCUGCGUGGUGGACCAAGCUCGUUAGUAUUGCAUAGCAGUGACUGUGAAGUGCGUCGUCCGCAAAAAAAUAAAAUUAUCUUCAAGAUGGCUCCGCGAGAGAAAGUGGAAUUUGUGCUGGUGCGUUUGGCCUUUGUUCCUUACAUAAAUCCUCUGUACCCGCGCAUCAGCUACCAGAUCAGAAAGCAUGCUCCCACUGGAUCGAUUAUCCAAGUGCGCGAUUGGUUCGAGCACGUGAUGAUGCGGGAGCGCUCCAAGCUGCCCCCCGAUGCGAAUAUACGCUACGCAGAGUGGCGCAUCAUCACCGGCGACAUGGAGCUGUUUCAGGUGCAGGGCGUCCGCUUCGACAAGAUCAUGCUGGUGCUGGGCGAGGAAAACAUCUCGUGGGUGUUCUAUCAGAACACGCCGCUUUUCCGCCGUAUCGAGGGCAGCGCCUGCUUCCCUGUUAGCUACUGCGGAUGCUGCCUGAACAACCAGUACCUGGACAUCAUGGCGAAAAUCAAACAAACUGUGUCAAGGAAAAAGAUACGAUGAAAUAAAUAUAUCGAGUACUAAUGGAAA